UCCCACGGGCUGUACAUGAGAAGCCAAGCUUCUAUGCCACAUAAAUUGGUCAACUCCUCGACCUUUUUUGCCAACCCUACCCUCCGUUUCUUGAGGCUAGCUCGACAAGAAGUAUUGUUGGCAUCAUUUGAGAGAGCCAAAAAAUGGGUCCAGGAACUUCAAGCCCAAGGCAAUCCUAACAUGGUAAUGGCACUUGCUGGGAACAAAGCUGAUUUACUAGAUGCAAGGAAGGUGGAACCAGAGGAGGCACAAACUUAUGCGCAGGAGAAUGGAUUUUUCCUCAUGGAAACUUAUGCAAAGACAGCAUCCAAUGUCGAUGAAAUUUUCUAUGAAAUAGCUAAAAGAUUACCCCGGGAGCAGCCAGCACAGAAUCCUGCUGGAAUGGUCUCAUGGAUAGACCUGCAGAACGGGCUGGAAGUGGAUCUUGUUGCUCGUAGGCGAUGGUUUCGAUUCCCGCCUGUAUCUUCUAAAUAGCUCCUGUAAUGCUCUCUGUCUCUGCAAUCAGAGUUUUAUCUUUCCUU
Messenger RNA from Hibiscus syriacus, 521 nucleotides. RefSeq names its product ras-related protein RABF2b-like. NCBI's taxonomy places the organism in Eukaryota, Viridiplantae, Streptophyta, Magnoliopsida, Malvales, Malvaceae. Gene Ontology annotation, molecular function: GTP binding; GTPase activity. Gene Ontology annotation, cellular component: endosome. The record is from RefSeq and is a predicted model, not a curated record. The transcript is spliced from 5 exons. The coding region runs from base 16 to 474 and encodes 152 amino acids.